Kazachstania africana CBS 2517 is the source of this 1410-nucleotide messenger RNA. RefSeq names its product Dml1p (gene DML1). The record is from RefSeq and is a predicted model, not a curated record. Lineage: Eukaryota; Fungi; Ascomycota; Saccharomycetes; Saccharomycetales; Saccharomycetaceae. Gene Ontology annotation, biological process: mitochondrion distribution. Bases 1 to 1410 code for a protein of 469 amino acids. The transcript has a single exon. Gene Ontology annotation, cellular component: cytoplasm.
AUGCAAGAAAUUAUCACCAUAGCAACUUCACAUAGAGCUAAUCAUUUAGCGACCCAAUUUUUCAACUGUCAAGAGCAAUAUCUUUAUGAACAGGAGUUAGAUCCAACUAUCUUUCUGAACCCUACGAUCGACAAGAUCUCAAAAACAGCCUCCUAUGCGCCAAGAGCACUUUUAUGGGAGGCUCGUUCAGGUAGUGGAUCUCUAGGUAUCUAUGAAUACACGGCCAGUACGCAAGAUCACCAUUUUUCCAACCCCAAUGACAAUUACGAUAACAGCGAACUCAUCUUUACUAUGCCACGAAUAAAAAAAUCCGAAUAUCAAGUUGCUAUUGAUUCUAGUGCAACACCGCCAAAACUAAAUACUUCUAAUACCAACUACUGGUCUGACUAUAAUAAAUUGAUAUAUGACACAUCAAGUUUGAAUUUCUUGAAGGAUUGGAAUCACGAUGUAAAUGAACCGAAUCUGCCCUAUUUACACAAUCUUCCUGAAAAACAAUAUAAAGAAAUGGAACUUGGUAUUCAAGCAUUUGAUUCUUCGAAAGAUGAGUUUUUCGACAACCAGUUACGAGUUCAACUGGAAAACUGUGAUUAUUUACAAGGCUUCAAUUUACUUACCGAUUUGGAUAACGGAUGGAGUGGCUUUUCGACAUCUUUAUUGCGAGAGCUGAGAGAUGAGGUUCCUAAGAAGUUUGUAUUCUCUUGGUCUCUCAAUGAAGAUGACUUUUACAGUGGAACAAAAAAGGAUUGCAAAAAUAAAAUAAAAGGCACUGUUGCUCUAGCUGAUGAUUCUGACUUAGUUUUACCAUUAUUCACAGAUUCGGCUAAAUUGAGUAAUUGGGAGGUAGGUGGCCAAUUAUGUAAAAUUUUUGAUUCUGUCAAUUCAUUAUUCUCAGUAAGAGGUAGCCAAAAGCGUAAAAAUAUGAGUUAUUUAGUCGACUUACUAACCGACAAUGAUGAGAAGAGAAACGUGGUUUCAUCCAUGUUAAAUUUAGAUGAAGGCAUUGAUUAUUCAUUUUGUUCAAGAAUUCAAUCCUACCAAGUCAAGAAUGGCUAUGAGCCCCAUAUAUUUAAUUACUGUCAAAUAUCCAGGCAUGACGAGUCAGAGCUAGCCGACAAGGAAAAACCAGUUAAUGCGACAUCUAAAUACAAGAAACUUAAAGAGCUAAAUACCAUUCCAUAUAAUCCAUCUGAUACAAUCCCAGAGCAAUAUGCGGUCAAGAAGAAAUUUUCUGUAAAACUAAGUAUGACUGAAAAGAACAGAGAUAUGUUCAAAAAUUGGAGUAAUUACGUUAGUAAGUAUUUCCGUUUUGACGAUGAUAGGGAAGAACUCAAAAAUGAAUUAAAUGAUAAAGCUGCCGCUUAUGAAUUCGGUUGUUAUUCUGAUGAAGAUUCCGGUGAUGAUGAUUUAUAA